Messenger RNA from Dendroctonus ponderosae (mountain pine beetle), 915 nucleotides. RefSeq names its product tetratricopeptide repeat protein 36 homolog. Gene Ontology annotation, biological process: cilium assembly. Bases 250 to 828 code for a protein of 192 amino acids. The transcript is spliced from 4 exons. Gene Ontology annotation, molecular function: protein binding. The record is from RefSeq and is a predicted model, not a curated record. Lineage: Eukaryota; Metazoa; Arthropoda; Insecta; Coleoptera; Curculionidae.
AAAAUAUUUUUUACACAUCGUUGUGAGCAUGAGCAUAAAGAUUACGCGAUUGGAAAAGGUAAACAAAUAUUCAAAGUAAACAACCAUUAAAGAUAUCUCGAAAUAAUUGUAUGUAUGAGAAAAACAUCUAAUUUGCAUAAUCGGGCUGAAAACUCUACAACAAUCUACAUUUCAUUAUUAUCAAUUCAAGGCAAAAAUAACAAAAACUUGUUUUUUGCAUAUUAAUUAAACUUGUGGACAUUCUCACGCAUGAGAUGUUUAGCUUUGAUUCAUCCAACAAACAUGUCUGUUUUAAGUUCGCACGACAAAGCCGUCCUGGCAUGCGUUUUUAAUCCGAAUUUACCAAUAGAGGAUGCGGAAAUUGAUGUGGAGCUUCAAGAUCAAGAAGAAGAAACCGCAAAUACUAUCUCAAGCAAAAAGAUGGAAAUUCAAGCGGUGACAAUGGUCGAAAAAGGGAAUUUUACGGAGGGUUUAAAUAUGCUUAAUCGAGCCGUUGAGACAGCUCCAAACAGACCUUCCUUGUACAAUAACCGAGCUUACGUAUAUCAAUACCUAAGACGAUUUGAAGAUGCGUUUAAUGACCUGACUAUUGCCAUUGAACUAUGCACUAAUCAACAUCAGAAAACACUAUGCCAAGCAUAUUGUCAAAGGGGCAUAUUGCAUAAACGAGCUGGACGAAAAGAACUCGCAAAGGCAGAUUUUGAUAAAGCUUCAGCAUUAGGCAGCAAAUUUGCUAAAAGUCAGUUGGUGGAGUUAAAUCCCUACGCAGCUCUCUGCAAUCAAAUGCUAAGGCACGUAAUAGAUAUAUUGAAGGAAAAUCGAAGCUGAAUUAUUUACAAUCAAUUUAUUUAAACAUAUUACCUACUAAUAAUGUAUCCCUAAGAAAAUAAAAAGUAUUCCCUAACAAAACAUAAA